AUGGGGCCUGAAUCUGUCAGAUCAACGCCGGGAACAGUUCACUUCCGGCAGCAACUACAGGAUCCCGAGUUCCGCCGGAAGUUUAUCCACACCUUGAUACUUUACUUUGCAUUCACAGCCCUAGGUGUAUGCCGUGCCCAGCAUGGCCCAGCGUUCUUGGACCUGGCCCAGAUCACUGGGAGCAAUGUAAAGGAAGCAUCCGUCUUCUACACGUCCCUCGCGGCAGGGGGACUCGUGGGAUCAGUCAUCAUGGGAGUCCUCAUUGAGAAAGUGGCCAAGCACAGGCAAGGCCUGGUGGCUCUUUUUGUCCUACUGAGCUCUGUCAGUUACAGCGUCAUACCAUGGAGCAACAACUACAUCUUGACCAUUUGUCUAUUUUUUCUCAAUGGGACAUUAACAGCAGCUUUUGAUUCAGGUGGAAACUUUGACAUGAUGAGCACGUGGGGUGUAGGAGGCAAGAUGUUUAUGCAGAUUCUACACUUACUUUUUGCCGUCGGUACGAUCCUAGCACCACUCACCGUGGAACCGUUCCUUGCUGAGAAAAAAGACCACAACGCGACCCUCUGUGACAUAAAUAACGUACCACAGUCUUAUAACUACAGCGAGGGACAUGCAGUUGACAACUUGAAUGAAACAAGAUUCCCUAUUCCGGAGAGUUGCCACCCUUCCGAAAGUCGUAUUCAGUAUGCAUACAUGAUAGCAGGAGCGAUCAGUUUUCUGUCAGGAAUCAUGAUUACUGCAGAAUGCUUUUUCAGUCCUCCAAACUCGAAACGGAAAACAAGAAAUGAGAAUCAUCGAAAUCCUCGGGUGCUUCCCAGAUGGUUGCGUGUGCUUGUCCUUGGGAGUGUGGGAGGCCUUUAUUUCUUCAACACUUCUUCCACCAGUGUCAUCGUUGGCUACAUGAUGGCGUAUUUUGUAAAGGACCUUGGAUGGAGCAAGGAAAAGACUGCAAAUUUGACAUCGCUCUUUUGGGCGGGUUUUGCCGCCUCUCGUUUGCUAUGUGUGCUUUUGGAUCGAAUCUUCAACCCUCGUCAGCUUUUGUAUAUUUCUAAUAGUCUAAGCGUAUUGUCUUUAGCUGGUCUCCGGCUCAGUAUUUUUUAUAAAUCCGACCCAGGGAUAUGGAUCUGCAUGGCCCUUGCAGCAAUAGGAUUGUCAGGUAUAUUCCCAACUGGAAUUGUAUAUAUUGAAAAUGACGUGAUGAAGGUAUCAGGGGUAGUGACGACAGUCAUCUGGAUAGCUGGGAACUCGCAAGGAAUUCUGAACCCUUUGUUGCUCGGUUACCUCUUUCAGAUGGUCUCCUACAAAUGGUACAUCUACCUCGCUUUAAUCGAGGCCGUUUUGGCCUUCGUGUGUUUUGCGUCCCUUGUUGUGAUUGUAAAGACGCUUGUGACGAAGUAUGGCUCUAUUGAGUUGGAACAUACAGUUGAUGAGAAGGACACAGAGGAGACAUUUAUUGAGAAUAACGUGGGAAGCAAUGGCGAAACACGAUUGAAUGUUUAGACUCAAUUUAUACAAAUAGAAUAUAAUGCAAGAAGGUAGAGAGUGCUACA
Messenger RNA from Haliotis rufescens (red abalone), 1550 nucleotides. RefSeq names its product sodium-dependent glucose transporter 1A-like. The transcript has 3 exons. Lineage: Eukaryota; Metazoa; Mollusca; Gastropoda; Lepetellida; Haliotidae. The coding region runs from base 1 to 1500 and encodes 499 amino acids. The record is from RefSeq and is a predicted model, not a curated record. Gene Ontology annotation, biological process: transmembrane transport.